CUACAGGAGAAAUCUCAGACAGCACCAGGGUCAAACAAUGUCAGUUCCUUUUUUGCGUUUACAACAUGAAUUCUCAUUUCUAUCUCCUCAUGUUAGGAGUAAUUCUGAUUUCUGGUCCGUUGGUGUUCUGUGAUGUUUCAUCAUCUCUCUGGGGAGCUUAUUUACCCGGGGAUAUCGUCAUCGGGAUUCUGAGCUCAGUUCACUCAAACUUCACACAGUUUAAUGCUUCAAAUCGUCCGCACAUACAAUGUGACAGCUUUAAUCUAAUAUCUUUUGUACAGUCUUUGGCGAUAAUCCACACCAUUGAAACAAUCAACAACUCAAGUCUUUUGCCUGGAGUUCGGCUCGGAUAUCUAAUGUGUGACCCAUGUGCAUUUGCAUCCAAAGCACUGCAUUGUGUGGAGCAUAUGCUUGCGGUUAAUGGAUCACUUCCUGUUCUUUCUGACUACUCAAAUUUCAGUUCACCUGUAAAGGCAUUUUUAGGGGAAAGAUACUCUGAAUUAUCCAUUCCUGUCGCUAAGAUGCUCAGUCUCUACAUGAUUCCUCAGAUCAGUUGCACUUCUUCUGCACCCAUUCUGAGUGACAAGUUACGUUACCCAUCUUUCUUUCGAGUUAUCCCAAGUGAUAUAUACCAGACACAGGCACUGGCAAAGCUCAUGAGGCACUUCUCUUGGAACUGGGUUGGAGUAGUGACUCUAGAUGAUGACUAUGGAAAUGCAGCACUUGAGAACUUUCUACUGGCUGCAGAUAAAGUGAAAGUGUGUGUGGAGUAUAAAGAGGUGUUACCAACCAUUCAAGGAAUUGAGCAGAACAUGAAGAACGUGGUUAAUCGCAUUCAAUCAUCUAGUGCCAGGGUUGUACUGCUCAUUUUAAGAGCUGAAGUGGUGGAGAUUCUCUUUAAAGAAGUGAUUAAUAGGAACAUUAGUCGUAUCUGGAUAGCCAGUGAUGCCUGGUCUAUGGCAGGCUCCUUAAUGAAGAUGAACGACAUAAACAAAGUAGGAGACAUCUUAGGUUUUACAUUUGUCACAGGUCAAAAUUCUGAGAACACAACUCCAUCUUGUAAUCUGAACUCUCAGGAGAGUAACAAUGACUACCUGAUCAAUUCUGUGGAUCUUACAGCUACAUUCAGUCAGAGAGUUGCUGUCUAUGCCAUUGCUCAUGCCAUCAAGAAAGUUCUUAAAUGUAACAACACUGACUGUCCUGAAGAUACCAACUUUCCACUAGAGAAGCUAGUGGCCAUUCUUUGGAAAAUAAACUUCACCUUGGACAACCAGACAUAUUCUUUCAAUAAAGAUGGUGAUUUCGACACUGGCUAUGAUCUCAUAAUGUGGAAAAAUGUCAGCGAUCGACGAGUACCCAGCGUGGUGGGGAAAUUCCUCAUUAGCAAGAAGGAUGUGGACGUCUAUGAAAACAAUAUACCAUGGACCAACAACACGGUGCCCUUGUCAAGAUGUUCAGAGACGUGUCCUCCUGGCACAGAAAAAAGUGUGUCCGAUAUUCUCUGUUGCUAUAAUUGCACUUUUUGUAAUGAAGGGUACUUUUCUAACAUGACAGAUCAAGAAAAGUGUGAAAAAUGUCCAAAUGGUUAUACUUCUAAUCCAGGGUCAUCAGCAUGUCAGCAGUGGAACAUUUGGUUUUUGAAAUGGUCGGACUCGUAUUCCAUUGUGGUGAUGAUCGGAACAGGAAUCGGAAUACUGCUGCUGAUCUUCUCUUUUAUCUUUUUCAUUUUACACAGAAGCAAUCCCACCAUCAAAUACACUUUAAUAUAUUCUUGUAUUAUGAAAUUCGGCAUUUUUGUGACCUUCGGAGGCGUGAUCAUGUUUUUAGGCAAACCAUGCACCGAACAUUGUGUGACGCAACAGGCUAUGUACAGUCUCGGAUUCACGCUGUGCGUGUCCUGCAUUCUGACCAAAGCUUUCCACACCUUCCUAGCCUCUGUGGCCUACGAUCCACACACACGGCACAAGCUGCAAAAGAUUGAUAAGCCGUUUGCCAUCAUUGGCUUCCUCACUGCCGUUCAGGGUUUCAUUUGCAUCUUUUGGUUUGUGUUUGAUCGCCCAGGUGUUCAGGAGCUUAAAUCCAAUUCUCUGAACCUUACCAUGAACCUUCUGUGCACCCAAGGUUCAUCAAUGAUCAGCUUUUGGGUGAUGCAUGCAUACAUCGCACUUCUAGCUUUAGUUUGUUUUCUGUUGGCUUUCAAAGGCAAAGAUGGAGAAACCGAGCCUAUAGUUUUUAGCAUGCUCAUCCAUCUGUUUGCUUGGUUUUGCUUUAUUCCGGUCUUUAUCACACAACAUGAACUUCGGCCUAUUAUCCAAAUCUCAGCUAUCAUGGUCUCCAAUUACGGUGUCAUCUUCUGCCACUUCACGCCAAAGUGGUUUAUAAUUAUGUCAGAAAAACUGGAACAUAAAAAUAAAAAUUCAUUAAGGGUAAUACGCAGAAGGUCAACAAACACGGUUUCACAUUCAGAAGUAGGUUUUGGUUCCUUUAGGGAUUCCUCUCGAACACUUUCAGAUUCUGAAGAUGUUGGAAUAUCUGGUAGAGAUAAUGGUCUAAAUAUAGGCUCAGAGGACUCAAUAAUAAUAACCAGCACAUCAUCAUCAGAGCAGAUCACUGUUGCAGAAGAUAAAAUGCCAGAUCCUGAUAAUGUACUGAAUCCAGAUGAUUCAGAGGAUUCAAUCAUAAUAUCAAUCAAAAGAUCAACACUAUCCAACAUUCAAGACAAUCACAUACCCUGCUUGGUUAAUGGAGUAAAUAGAGACUAUUCAGAGGAAUCUACAUCAUCAUCAAUAAUAAAUUCAGAACAGUUCCCUACUAGAGACUUUGAAAUACCAUUCUGGCAUCAGAGACAGUAUAUUUUCUCCAUUAGACGUCGAAGAACAAAGAGUUUCUAACGCACACUGUGGAACUUGUAUAAUUAUCAUGUAUUAUCUACUCUUGCAUUUUAAAGGGAAAAUCCAGUGUUAAUAAUUAGGAUUAUAUUGUAUUGAUUAUGGGUGUCUGUAUCAGACCACAAUGCUGUUUGACUUUCUGCUUAUAUUCUAUGGUGCGGUGAGAUUUAGACCUUUAGACUUCAUCUCUCGUUUCAUUGUCUGUCUUGUAGUUCUGUGAACAUGGCAAGGUAUCAUCUAUAGUCACCAAUAUAGCAUGUGUCUUCAUAUUCGCUUUUAACAUGUCCACAAGUAAUAAAAAAAUCCAGAGAAAAAUUAUCCAAGUCAACAAAGAAACAAUUUCAGAACAAGUUCAUUGAUGAUGAUGAGGAUUGUGUAGAGUAGAUCGCCUCAUUAUUUUGAAGCUCUGGAGCAUUUCUGUAAGGAAGAAUGGAAUAAAAUGUAAGUAAAGAUCUGCCACAUUGGUAGACUCCAAGCAAAACGUGUUUAAUUUUAGGGGUUUUCUUUUGGUUUUUACAAUAAAAUGUUCCCCUUUGUUUUUCACUUAAAUUCUGUCUGUUUAUAAAUCACAUUAUACAAAAAAUUCAGGUUAAUUUAGCUGAUGAUAUUGAGCUAAUAAAAGUGAGAAAUAUUAUUUAA
Molecule: messenger RNA, 3527 nt
Organism: Silurus meridionalis
Lineage: Eukaryota; Metazoa; Chordata; Actinopteri; Siluriformes; Siluridae
Product: G-protein coupled receptor family C group 6 member A-like
Exons: 7
Coding region: 66-2891 (941 amino acids)
Biological process (GO): G protein-coupled receptor signaling pathway
Cellular component (GO): membrane
Molecular function (GO): G protein-coupled receptor activity
Source: RefSeq, a predicted model, not a curated record